This is a messenger RNA of Sipha flava (yellow sugarcane aphid), 2349 nucleotides long. It is a transcript of the gene GAA1, whose product is annotated as glycosylphosphatidylinositol anchor attachment 1 protein. Gene Ontology annotation, biological process: attachment of GPI anchor to protein. The coding region runs from base 411 to 2324 and encodes 637 amino acids. The record is from RefSeq and is a predicted model, not a curated record. Lineage: Eukaryota; Metazoa; Arthropoda; Insecta; Hemiptera; Aphididae. The transcript has 12 exons. Gene Ontology annotation, cellular component: GPI-anchor transamidase complex; membrane.
ACCAUGGAUAUGAACACGGUUGACAUAGAUGAAAACUGUGGUUACAAAGAUCUUUAUUACCAUACGUUAAAAAUUAUCUUUUUUUUCUUAUCUUUUUCUAAUAAAUAAUUAUCAAUUUCAUUAUUUAUCAUUGACAGUUUGGUAAGCAACUGUUUGACUGAUUUCAAAAACUUAGCGAAGUUUGAAAAUUGUAAUUAUUAAAUUUUGGUCCUAUCUGUUGAGAUUAAUUUUUUUAAUGCAUUUUAUUUUUAUUUCAUUGGUUUAUUGAGUUGCCAGUGAAAAAUGAAAAGGGAAUGCAUUUUUAAAAAUUUAAUAUUGUGGAUAAAUUAUUUUAUUUGUUAAACAUUAUACUCUACACAGUUAUUGAAUUAUUUCUUAAGUGUUGUAAGUCAUAAAAUUAACUUACCGAAAUGGGUUUAUUGACUGAUCCAUCAGUUGGUCAUGGUGCUUUAACUAGCAUAUUUGUUCGACAUCAUAAUCGUUUUUGUAUACUAAUGUAUAUUGCAUCUGUUGUGUUAUUCUGUAUGUUGGCACAUGACAGUUUUAGCUCUCAAACAUAUUUUUCUGAAAAUGCUCUUCUUCCUGGAUUGGUCAAAGGCCAAUUGAAUGAUAACACUGGAUCAUCUUUUAAAGACCAUUAUAGAGAACUUAAAGCAGAAGCACAAUAUUUUGAAACUGAAACACCACAUUCAUACCUGAUCUCAAAAUUCAAAAACCUAAGAUUGGAAACAUAUUCCCAUAAUUUUACUUUGAAUUAUCCUUUGAAAAAAAAUACAAAAUACACUGGGCGUAAUGUUUAUGGCAUUCUUCGAGCACCAAGAAGUGCAAGCAUAGAAUCAAUAGUUUUAAGUAUACCAUAUAGAGCGCCAUCAAGUGUUUUUCCUAAUACUUUACCUGGGCUUGCUGUAAUGUUUCAGAUCGCUCAAUUCUUUCGUCAACAAAUGUACUGGGCAAAAGAUAUCAUAUUUCUGGUAACUGAACAUGAACAACUUGGAAUGCAAGCUUGGUUAGAGGCAUACCAUGGAACUUGCUGUGGUUCACCUGGUGUGUUAGAUUCUGGAAAAUUAAGUGGCCGUGCAGGUGCUAUUCAAGCUGCCAUCAACUUAGAAAUUCAUUCUGAAAAAAUUGAUCAUAUUGAUAUAAAAUUGUCUGGUUUAAAUGGACAACUGCCUAAUUUAGAUUUGGUGAAUUUGGCUCAUCGAUUAUGCAACAAAGAAUCUGUUAGACACACAUUUAACAAUGUUGAUGGAGGAGCUAUUGGUCGAAAUAAAGUUAACACUUACUAUACAAAUUUGAGUACGAUGUUGUCGAUGGUAAUGACACAAGCUACUGGAGUACCUGAUGGUAAUCAUGGUCUUUUUCAUAGAUUUGGUAUUGAAGCAAUAACUUUAGAAGGGUAUGAAAAAAAAGGCCGUGGCAUUUAUGUUAGCGUACUUCAAGUAGGAAGAGUUAUUGAAGGAAUGUUUCGUAGUUUGAACAAUCUAUUAGAACGAUUUCAUCAGUCAUUUUUCUUUUAUCUUUUACCUUCAACGGAUAGAUAUGUUUCUAUUGGUCUAUACAUGCCUUGUUUGGUAUUGCUUGUUGGUGCUCUGUUUUUGAAAGCUUUUUCAACAUGGAUUCAACAUUCUUCUGAACAUAAAUUGGGUGAUUCACUAUCAAAACAAGCUACUAUUUCUGAGCAUUUAAAUGUUGGAGUUGUCAGUUUAAUAACUUUGGGCACUCACGUUUUAGGAUUGAUUUUGUUGCCUAAUUUUGCACCAGCAUAUUUUACAUACUUUUGGGAUCAUAUAUCAACACACCGUGCAUUAUUAAUGGGUUAUGGUUUAUUAUCUUUCAUCAUUGUUUGUAUAAUGCCAAUAUUAAUGAAAAAAUGUCUAAAUUCUUUCAAAGUGUCAAAUUGGGUAUUGUUACAUGUGAUUUGUUUACUAGAAUUAGGAAUUGGAUUAUUAUGUGUCUCAAUGCAUAAUUUUUCUCUUGGAUAUUUAACAGCUCUAGUGUACGUUUUACCAGCAAUUUUUACUAGUUCUAGUCAAAACAAAAUUGGAGUAAAAUUUCUUUGGUUACUUGUGCAUCCAAUGUGCUCACUUAUAUGGAUAACUGCAAUUAUCACUUAUAUGGCCUACCCUGAAUUACAAAUCGUUGAUUACUUGACAAAAGUGAUUGAGGCAUCUGGUCAAUGGAUGGCAUUGUCAACUGUUGAUAACUUGGUUUAUGGCAAUUGGGCAUUCUCAAUUAGUGUAUUGCUGUUAUUGCCUGUCUGGACAUCAUUUUGGUGUCUCAUGUUUCUGCCUACAAAUUUACCACAAAAAUACAAAACUGAAUAAAUAUAACACUAUUAUUUCAUUAUCA